This is a messenger RNA of Paramecium pentaurelia, 742 nucleotides long. The record is from the annotation of a GenBank genome assembly. Lineage: Eukaryota; Ciliophora; Oligohymenophorea; Peniculida; Parameciidae.
AUGGUUCAAAUUGAAAACGAUAUUAAAAUUAUGAAUAAUAAUCAUUAUUAUAGAUUCAUCUUAACAGGAAAUAAGAAUCGUUAUAAAUCAAUUGAGUAAAAUUUAGAACUCAAUAAAGAUGUAUAUUCAAAUAAAAAGUCUAACCAUAAAAAAAUAUCUCUCAUUCCAGGUAUAAACACUUUAUAAUAAUCAAUAUUUCUUUAGAAUCCUAGGUCUUUGACUAUUCUCAUAAUUUUGACAAUAAUUCAUUUGAUGUCCACUAAAUUAAAAAUAAAUCAGAAUCAAACUAAAGAGUAAAUACUGAAUUAAUAAGAUCUAAAUAUCAAUUAGAAAUCUAAAGUCAAAAAUCUGAUUUAAUGACUGCUUAUUAUUCAAAAUUAAGAUAAAGAGCUUAAUCAUAUUAAUAAAAAAAACUAGAAAAAGUAAUAUUAAUAUUGAAUAGAUAGCCCUUGUAGUUGACAUAGGUGAUUCACCAAUUUUCAUAAGAGAUUUAAAGAAAUCAAUUGAUUAUAGCCAGAGUUAAAAAAAUAAACAAAGAAAUAUGACUCAUUUCUAAUAAAAAACAAUCGAAACAUAAAAAUUCAUUAGUUAAUUGAAUCAUUUUAAUUAAGAACAAAUAAUGCAAUUUACUUUUGGAUUGUAAAAUAAUAAAAUGAACAGAUUGAUAUAAAAGUCUAAAUUUCCUAAAGAAAUCUUUCUUGGAGAUGUAAGAAAGGUUAAAAGAAUAUUUUAGUAACAAUGA